UGAAAUACGUAUAAUUUGAAGAAGGGGAAGGAAGAACCUUUCACCGAUUGCGACCGAACGCACUCGACACAAUCAAACUCAACCUAAAACCCUAAAACCCUUCGUAACCAUAGUUGAAAUUAUUGAAUCAUCGAACUUCCCUCCUCCCUUUUCUUUUGCAGGUCUGCUGCUAAUUUUUUUUUACUCAUUUCGUAUCAUAGGAUUUAUCUUGCCCUCCAAGGGAAGACCCUCUACCAUGGAGGCAUUUGUACGGACCUCCUCCCUAGCUAAUCUUAUCCCAAAUUUUAGCACACCGUUGAGUAAACAGAAGUCUUGCUUGAUAUCUGCAACUGGGUUGUCUACUCCUUGGUCUGCUUCUCCGCAGAAGCCGUCUUUUCUAAGAAAAUCUCUGAUUGCGGAUGCCAAGAAGAACAAGAAAGCUGACACUCAUAGCUUCGUACCCAGACCGGAUGAAGCGACGGGCCCUUUUCCUGAAGCUGUGCUGCUUAAAGAGAAGAAGGUUCAGGAAGAUGGUAGAAUUCUUCCAGAGUUUGCAGAUGCAGAAGAAGCCCAACUCUUCGAAUAUCUUCAACUUCAGCUGGAAAGUGAUUUGAAUGUGGAACGAAUACGCCACUAUGAAGUGGUUUACUUAAUUCAUGAGAACCAUGCAGAAGAGGCCGGCAGCGUAAAUGAGAAAGUCCAAGAAUUUUUAAGGGAGAAGAAAGGCAAGAUAUGGAGAUUGAAUGAUUGGGGUCUGCGUCGACUAGCUUAUAAGAUAAGGAAAGCAAGGAAAGCCCACUACAUGUUGAUGAACUUCGAGUUGGAAGCCAAAUGGAUUAAUGAUUUCAAGAGCAUGUUAGACAAGGAUGAAAGAGUCAUUCGGCAUCUUGUGAUGAAGCGGGAUGAGGCAAUUACCAAGGAUUGCCCCCCUCCUCCUGAGUUCCAUACUUUGCGUGGCCACGUGGAUGAGGAGGAUGAUAUAGAUUAUGACGAUGAGUAUGAUGAUGAAGAUGAUGAAGAUUGGGAUGAUCAGGAUGAGAUUGACUUGGAUGACUAUGAUGAUAAUGAUGUUGAAGAUGAUUUUGUUUCUAUUGAUGCCAUCGAUGAUGAUGGAGAAGAUGGAGAUGAUAGGAACAAUGAAUUAUCUAGUGUUGGUAGCUUGGGAGGGAGAAAUCUGAAAGCUGAGAAGUUACAUGAGUUGUAAAUUUCUUUUGUUUGCCCUUCACUCAGCUUUUUGGUUCAAGAGGAAUCGAGGACAAUUGCGUGAAGCAAAAUUAUUCAAUACAUACACUGCAAUGGACUUGACGGCUUCGUGAGAGAGAGUGUUUAUGUUCCUGGUGUAUUGAAUAAUAUGUUUACAUGAAGUUUAUGUUGAAAAUGCUGUGUUACACAGCACAAGAA
Molecule: messenger RNA, 1380 nt
Organism: Malania oleifera
Lineage: Eukaryota; Viridiplantae; Streptophyta; Magnoliopsida; Santalales; Ximeniaceae
Product: protein REGULATOR OF FATTY ACID COMPOSITION 3, chloroplastic-like
Exons: 5
Coding region: 236-1183 (315 amino acids)
Biological process (GO): translation
Cellular component (GO): cytosolic small ribosomal subunit; ribosome
Molecular function (GO): structural constituent of ribosome; small ribosomal subunit rRNA binding
Source: RefSeq, a predicted model, not a curated record